Molecule: messenger RNA, 3671 nt
Organism: Magnolia sinica
Lineage: Eukaryota; Viridiplantae; Streptophyta; Magnoliopsida; Magnoliales; Magnoliaceae
Product: calmodulin-binding transcription activator 4-like
Exons: 12
Coding region: 105-3452 (1115 amino acids)
Biological process (GO): regulation of transcription by RNA polymerase II
Cellular component (GO): nucleus
Molecular function (GO): transcription coregulator activity; double-stranded DNA binding; protein binding
Source: RefSeq, a predicted model, not a curated record
AAUAUUCCAUUGCCAGCGCGGAAGGAAAAGCAAGAGUCGGAACUGCUGCUACUCUCUGCUACUCUGCUGCUGUUGAUAUUGAAGUCCAAAAAAUUGAGAAGACGAUGCAGUCUGCUCCAGAGUUCGAUACUGACGAACUGUUUCAAGUAGCUAAAAAUCGUUGGCUGAAGCCUGCAGAGAUUUCAUUUAUAUUACAUAAUUAUGAUGAAGACAAGCUCAUUCUAGAGCCUCCUCAAAACCCGCCAAGUGGUUCUUUGUUCCUUUUUAACCGAAAGGUUGUCCGGUUUUUCCGUAAAGACGGUUAUAGCUGGCGUAAAAAGAAGGACGGAAGAUCUGUCGGGGAAGCACAUGAGCGAUUGAAGGUUGGUGGUGUUGAAGCUUUGAAUUGUUAUUAUGCUCAUGGAGAGCCAAAGUCUAGCUUUCAAAGGAGAGUCUAUUGGUUGCUAGAUCAGGAUUGGGAGCACAUUGUUCUUGUUCAUUACAGAGAAGUCACUGAGUCAAAGUACAACACCAGAUCAACUUCAAACUUGACAGAUUCUGGUUCCACUUUCAACGAGAGCACCCCAAUUUCUAACAUGCAAAAUCUGGUCUCUCCUUCUGGAAUCAGUGAACAAACUGAACUAUAUCAGACUUCCCUUACUCUAGGAACUCUGGAUGAAGAUGGUUCUUACCCAGUCGUAGGAAAUAAUGAGAUGGACCACUUGAAUGCCACGGUGAGAUCAGAAGAUGUCAGAUGUAGAUCUGAGUCAGACGCUUGGGUAUUUCGUAGGCUUACAGAACAAUUAAGUUUGGAUGAUGAUCAUGAUGAUGAUAACCAGUUUGCAGAAAAAAUGCCUCAACACUGCAGUCAAAAUGAGAACUCAAAAGAUUCAGGAUUUGUAGCCCAUGAAAGUGAGGUAACCAGAUCCGAAGCCUUUGUGGAUGUAUCACAUGGACCAGUAUUUGGGGAACAUGAUCAAUUGCUUGACAGAUACGCUGAAUUGCAUGAUGACCUCAACACCGUCGUGCUGUUGCAAAGUUCAGGUGAUGCCAGGUAUCAGUGUGGUCCACCACUGAGUCAAGGAUAUACAACUGAAAAGAAAGAAUCUCUGUCUUGGAAGGAUAUGUUGCAGUCGUCUUCAAGUUCAACUGGGAUUGAUUCCCAAGAGGAAAAUUCAAAUGAAUUAACCCUGAAAGGCUUUCCUGAGUUUUCCACAUUCAGGAUGCUUAAGUCUGAAGACGAGUAUUAUGCAGAGGAUGUGACAUCCCAUGACAAUCAUCUACCUCCAUUAGAAAUGACGAAAAUAUCUCCAAAUCCAGUUCAACAGACAGAAAAUUUGGCCUGGCAGUGGCAGGAUCGUGGAGGAAAUAAUGGAGACGUGACCAAAUUUCAUCUAACGCCUGAAAGCAACAAUAGUUUACCACUUUCAGCAGCUAUACAAUUUCCGUUAGGGCCUGAAAAUGGUAUCUUAUCACUAACUUCUAGUGAAUUGUUUCAAGAGUUUGAGAAAUCCACCCCUUCUGCAUCCUCCUCUGGAACAAGUAGUCUUGAAAUGAACUCUGUUGUGGGGAUGCUUGGAAAAACAAAUAGCAGUGACUGGUUGGAGACUAGGGGCAUGCCUGUCGAUAGUCCCAUGUAUUCUCCUGGUUACUAUCAGAUGUUUGACGAAGAAAGUCAGUUUAGAACUUUUCUUGAGCCGGAUUUGAGUUUGACCAUCUCUCAGAUACAGCGGUUCAAAAUUCGGGAAAUAUCCCCAGAAUGGGCAUAUUCCAAUGAACAAACAAAGGUUAUCAUUGUUGGAGAGUUUCUUUGCAAUCCUUCAGAGUGUGCAUGGGCAUGUAUGUUUGGUGAUACUGAAGUUCCUCUAGAAAUCAUUCAAGGAGGCGUCCUUUGUUGCUGGGCUCCUCAAUAUGCUGUGGGAAAGGUCAAUUUAUGCAUCACAACUGGCAAUAGAGAAUCCUGCAGUGAAGUGAGAGAGUUUGAAUAUCGUGUUAAGCCAAAGACUUCUAAUUUGGACGGUGACUUAUCACAAGCAGAUGCGACAAAGAAUGCUGAAGAACUGCAGUUGCUUGUCAGAUUUGUUGAGAUGCUCCUACUUGAUUAUGACAGUGCGUCUGUUCUGAAAGAAGAUAAUGCUGGAUCAAAAAUCAAACCUUUGAGAAAAUCAGAAACUGCUGAUGAUCUGUGGAGACGAAUUAGAGAGGCAGUCUCAGUUGGCAGUGAAACUCCAUGCGCUAUUAUGGACUGGCUUCUGCAAGAAGUUCUAAAGGAUAAGCUGUGGUAUUGGCUGUCAUCCAAAUUCCAAGAAGGUGAAGGCAUGGUUUGUUCCUUGUCCAAGCAACACAAAGGCAUAAUACACAUGAUAGCAGGCUUGGGCUAUGAAUGGGCCUUGAAUUUGAUUCUUAAUUCUGGGGUCAGCAUAAAUUUCCGUGAUUUAAAUGGGUGGACCGCCCUACAUUGGGCUGCACGUUUCGGAAGAGAAAAAAUGGUUGCUGCACUUCUAGCUGCUGGUGCAUCAGCUGGAGCAGUGACGGAUCCCACACCACAGUAUCCAGCUGGUAAAAUGCCCGCUACCAUUGCUGCUGACAAUGGCCACAAGGGACUUGCAGCAUAUCUUUCAGAGGCGGCAUUGACCAGCCAUCUUUCGUCACUCACAUUGGAAGAAAAUGAGAUUUCUAAAGUGUCUGCUGCUGUGGAGGCAGAAAAGACCAUGAAGAGCCUUGCAGAAAGACAGAUAUUUGCCUGCACAAUUGAGGAUCAGCUCUCACUCGAAGAGUCCUGGGCAGCUGCCAAAAAUGUUGCUCAGGCUGCAGCUCGUAUACAAGCUGCUUUUCGUGCUCAUUCUUUCAGGAAGAGGCAGCUGAGGAAUGCAGGUAUUUAUGAGAAUGGUAUGAGUCGAGAUGAUAUUAUUAUGCUUUCAGCCAUAUUGACGCUUCAGAGGACCUUUCGUAGUCAACGUGAUCGCAAGUUAAAUAAAGCAGCUUUAUCCAUUCAAAAGAAAUAUCGUGGGUGGAUAAGGCGCAAAGAGUUUCUGACAUUGAAACGAAAUGUAGUGAAGAUUCAGGCUCAUGUGCGAGGCUAUCAGGUCAGGAAGAGGUAUAAGGAAAUUCUAUGGAUGGUGAGUAUUCUCGAGAAGGUCAUACUUCGGUGGCGUCGAAGAGGUGAAGGUUUACGGGGAUUCCGGGCUGAGUUGGCUGACUCUGAGCCCAAUGGUGAAAGCGAAGAAGAUGACAUCCUCAAGGUUUUCCGAAAACAUAAAGUAGAUGCAGUUAUUGAGGAAGCUGUGUCAAGGGUGCUGUCCAUGGUUGAGUGUUCUGAUGCACGGCAGCAGUACCGUCGGAUACUUGAAAGGUACCGGCAGGCUAAGGCUGUACAAAUGAGCAACUCCAGUGAAGUAGCAUCAAGUUCUCAAGGCAACGGCGACAAUAUGGAAAAAGGCAACAACAACAAUGAUGUGUAUACUCUUGGAUAAGAGGAAACUAGGUUCUUAUUGUGGAUUUCAAAACCUUUCGUUUCACCAAACCCAUACUGAACUCGGCUUGCUGUUGUACAUAUUAUUUAGUUUCGAGUGGUCAAUUGAUGAAAGUCAUAUGCCCGCGUCUAUGCUGUAAGUGCUCGCUCUAAGUUCCUAAUGGUUGUAAAUUAUUUCUACAUAAAGCAAAUGCAGAUCUAGCAUAUUCAUGUGCUUCAA